This is a messenger RNA of Peronospora farinosa, 894 nucleotides long. Lineage: Eukaryota; Oomycota; Peronosporomycetes; Peronosporales; Peronosporaceae. The record is from the annotation of a GenBank genome assembly.
AUGUCUCGUUUUCUCGCUGAACCCAUCACUACCAAGACAAUCAAGACCUUUUCAGCACCCGGUAUGUUCAUUGGAAAGGCAAGCAUGCAAGGUUGGCGUGAUACUAUGGAGGAUGUCGAUAUUGUAAACAUUCCAAUGCAUCCGGAUGUACCGGAUACUAUUUGUGUUGCUGUAUUUGACGGCCACGGUGGUUCUGCCGUCUCAACGUACAUAGCUGAGAAAAUUGUGGAAGCUAUUACAGCUACUGAAGCUUUCAAGAAGGACCACAAGUCUCCAGAGUCUCUAGCUAUGGCUCUGUGUGAGGGUUUCAUGACUGUUGACGAAAUGCUGAAGAACCAUCCCGAAUUUGGGACCUCUUCUGAUGAAAUGGGUUCAACGGGUCUGUUUGCUAUUGUAACACCCAAGGACGUGGUGUGUGCUAAUGUGGGCGACUCACGAUGCAUUUUGAGCAAUGCUAAGAUUCCCGAGGUAGUGCAGUUGUCGGUGGACCACAAGCCAGAUUUGGAAUUUGAAAAACAGCGCAUUGUAGCAGCUGGAGGAACAGUCUUUCGUGGUCGCGUGUGCGGUGGUGUAGCUGUCUCACGGAGCUUUGGCGACUUGUGGUUCAAGCGCAAUGUCGAUUUAAAGCCCCACCAGCAGCUGGUGACGUCAGAACCUUGUGUUCGUGUGCAGCGUCGCGAUCCGGCAGACGAGUUCUUGGUGCUGUGCUGCGACGGAAUCUUUGACGUCAUGAGCAACGAUCAGUUGCGCAAGUUUAUUCGCAACAAUCUCAAAAACAACAUAAAAGACCCCAAGGAUAUCGCAGAGAAGUUGCUGGACGAGUGUUUGGCCAAGGGCAGUCGCGACAACAUGAGCGCUGUCAUCGUGCUCUUCAACGCUGCCUUUAAUAAGUAG